Messenger RNA from Vigna umbellata (rice bean), 656 nucleotides. RefSeq lists its product as uncharacterized. Gene Ontology annotation, biological process: intracellular sterol transport. Gene Ontology annotation, molecular function: sterol binding. The record is from RefSeq and is a predicted model, not a curated record. NCBI's taxonomy places the organism in Eukaryota, Viridiplantae, Streptophyta, Magnoliopsida, Fabales, Fabaceae.
UGGUACUUGUUCCAUAUCUUUCAAAAACAUUUCCAUGGAGUUUCAGCUUCACCCAAAGCUCAACUUUCUUUUAUGCUUAUUCAUCCUUACCCUUUCAUUUACCAACGCUCAAGCUACUACCUUUGGAUAUUGCGCUGAUGUGAACUAUGUCGUGAAGGUGUCUGGAGUUGAAAUCACACCAGACCCUGUUGUUCGUGCUAGGCCUGUAACCUUCAAAAUUUCUGCUGCUACUGGUGAAGCUAUUUAUGGAGGAAAGUGGGAAAUUACAGUUUCAUACUUCGGAUUUGUUGUCCAUAAGGAAAUCCAUGAUUUUUGUGAGCAAGUAUCUUGCCCUGUUGCUACUGGCAAUUUUGUGGUUGCUCACACCCAAAAGUUGCCUGCAUUUGCCCCACCGGGCACCUACACCGUGGAGAUGACACUAAAAAACGAAAAGAACAAGCCAUUAACUUGCAUCACCUUUAAUUUAAAGAUCGGUUUGGGAUCUUUUCUGUCUAAUAUCUGAAGUGGCUGGCUACGGAGCUACUUUGACAACUAUCUAAAUGAUCUGUGGAUAAUAAAUUUAUAUGAUAUUUGAGUUAUAUUUGAAAAUACCAUGUUUGGUAGAUAUAUUGUAAAAAUACGGAAAAAACAAUACUCAAGAAAUGUAAUUAUUGUUA